CAGCCGCCUGCGAUGCAGGAUGUACCCUUCGCGACUUCUCCCAAUGUCCUGAUGAGCCCUGCUGAUUCAUGCUCUGAGCCUUUUUCUCCAGCAUCAGGUUCUUUAUACUCGCAUUCUCCAGUUCUGCCUUACGAUCGGAUGUCAGAUUUUAGAGCUCAUCGAGUACCUCCUAUACAACCCCCUUCCGGCAUGUCGCCUACUAUGCAGUCCCAGGGCACGAGCGUUGCUGGCAGUUCUGGCAUGAUGGGUAGGGGAGAUAGCUGCCCAGGAGCAUACACACUCCAUCGAGGUACUUUUCCGUCGUUAUCAGGCCUGAACGACAUGUCGAGAAUGUCUACAUAUACAAGCACGCCACGAGCGCUCGAUAGCACUAUUGAUCGGUCUCAAAGUAUGAUGUUUGGACAAUCCGGGAACAUUUUGAUGGAACCUGUGCAGCGUCUAUCUCAACCGAUGACAGAUGCCCCUCCCUUCCACGAGACAGAUAUCAUUCACCCCGUCUUUGCGGGCAGUAUUUCGGGACAGGCUAUCAAACCUGAAAUCCAAGCGAAAAUACACAAGGGCUUUUUUCAAGUCGACGACAAGUGGACCUGCUACCGACGCAAUUACUUUUCUGUCUCGUGCUCGUUUUCGUUGCAUCCUUGGACGAAUACUCCCCUAUUCCUCAAAUUCACAGACCACCCCGCUGGCGAUCGCAUUCGGGCAUUUUCCAUGUCAAUUUCAGCAAUAGUGAACUCGCAAUUUGCAGAGCCCCGAGAGUUGGUUCAACACACCCCAAAACGCGACAAACAGUCGGAGUCGAAGCCAAAGAAAGUUGUCUUGCAGCCUUGCCAGCCACCACCAUUAAUGCUGGGUCAUGGUUCAGCAUCCAACGGCAACCAUGGGUUCCCAUUGGCUUCACAAUCUGCAGGCAUGCCAAUGGACUACCAUUCAUCUUUCAGCAGCACGGCCCAGGCUUCACAGCCCCCCACUCAGUACACAUUCGAGCGGAUUCAGUUCCAGAAGGCAACGGCAAACAAUGGAAAGCGCCGGGCCCAGCAGCAAUAUUAUAACCUCGUUGUCGAGCUCUACGCAGAUAUUACGCCGGUUGGUAGCAGCGAACAACGGUUAGUGAAGAUAGCGAGACGGUUGUCACACCCAAUGGUUGUCCGUGGCCGUUCUCCAGGGCACUACAAAGAUGGUCGGAGAGACAGCUCAACCAGCAUGGGCCCCGACAGCGGAAGUGGUGGCUCUGGGGAUAGCAGCGGGGGGGCUGUCUUACCUCCAGGUAUUGGACACGCCUCGCGCCCUCACCUAGGUCUCAUGUCCUACGAUCACUCCCAACGUGGGGGUGCGCACUAUGGUCGACCGGACUACCAUCAGAUGGCGACGGCAGAUCACUCUCCAUUAAGCGACAGCCCGCAUGUAUCCUCGUCGUCUUCCUCUGCCUUUGAUAUUGGCAUGCUGGACGACUCCAUGGACCCAAUGAAUACUAUGAAAUGCACGAGCAGCAUGGGGUCCUAUCCUGACUCCACGUAUGCAAUCACGUCUCCGGGCCACAGGAAGACCGAAGGUCCAUUCCGCCAUCAUUUGCCACCUUUUGAGUACGACACGCUUUCCAAGGGGAGUGACGAUUCUGGGAAUAGCUAUCCUGACUCGUUUGAUUCAAUGGUCUCGAUGCUUCCAAGCGACCAAAAUGAUCACUCUCUUUUCCUGAAGCACCCACGGAUGACACUCCAUCAUUCCAGCACAACUGGAUACGACCCUUUUUACCCAAGUCGACCAAGUGACCCUGGCCCCUACGGUCGGUUCGACCCCGUUCAACACUCACACGGGUUGGUCGCUUAGAGUCUAUCGCCUACACUUCUAUUCUAUUGCCCCAUGACUCCAUACGUUCAUUUUCUUUGUCUCAUUUUUAUCAUUCUUUUUUUUAACAUUUUUAUUUAUUCUUCCCCAUUAGAAUUUCUUUCCCUUUUCUUUUUCUUUUUUGCGGUGAAUGGGUUUGGUUCUAGCGAGUGACACUGUAUGCACGAGUCCUACGUUUCUUCUUUCUUUUGUCUUUUUCUUUUUCUUUUUUCUUUUCAGAAAGAAUUGGUCAAAAUUGGCAAUUUCCUUUUUUACUUCCUUUCUAUUUUCUAUUUUCUUUUUUUUACCCCCCUUGUCUAUGCAGGCUAGACAGGCCAGGCAAUAGUUCUAUUGAUCACCAGGAUGUGUUCAAGCUGAAAAUAUUGCAUGAAUAUGCUUCUCCACUUUGUGAUCUGGUCUUUUUGUUCUUCUGUUCUAUCUGUUAUUUGUUUUUUUAGCCCAUCCUCCUUAUUUACUCCGUGUCCCUUGUUUU
Messenger RNA from Aspergillus wentii DTO 134E9, 2314 nucleotides. Its product is annotated as NDT80 / PhoG like DNA-binding family protein. NCBI's taxonomy places the organism in Eukaryota, Fungi, Ascomycota, Eurotiomycetes, Eurotiales, Aspergillaceae. Gene Ontology annotation, biological process: positive regulation of transcription by RNA polymerase II; meiotic cell cycle. The coding region runs from base 13 to 1824 and encodes 603 amino acids. Gene Ontology annotation, cellular component: nuclear chromosome. The transcript has 4 exons. Gene Ontology annotation, molecular function: DNA-binding transcription factor activity; DNA binding. The record is from RefSeq and is a predicted model, not a curated record.